UAUGUGCUGUAUCAGUUUACGGCAACAUGGCAGCCUGCUGGCUUGAGCUGUGUGUGUGUCGGAGAAUCUGAAACUUCACCAUGACAACGGGCACGGACAGCACGAGACCCUAACCCUGGUAACGGGGGCUCGUGAACAUGAUGAUGUGUUUUCGGAGGGUUUCUGCUCCGUUGUGUCGAAACGCUGCAAAUGUCCGCUGUCUGGCGCGAGGUGCGGCUAUGUGUCGGCUCGAGCCUGUGUCAUGGCGGCACGCACUCACACCUGUCAACGAGUGCGCGAGGCUGAGACAGUCUCCGGUGAGCGGCUCGUGGCCACCGAGGGGGACGGAGAGCCGUGUCGCGUGCUGGAGUGGUAUCCUCCAGCAGGUGAAGACAACACCCUGGCACGCGCAGGGAGCCGUCUCCCCCGUGUACUGGGGAGGUCACGAGAGGUCGGUGGCCGGUUUCCGGUCUCUGCUGUACCCCAGCGCUCGUGGGCUUUGCAGCGGAAAGACCAAGGAGACACCGGACAACUCCCCGGCGGCGGACGGGAAUGAAGCCAGUCCGGUGCCGGGACACGGGCUGUUCAAGUUCAAAGAGCUGUAUGAAAACCCAUGGACAAUCCCCAACUUUUUGUGUGUUUGUCGCAUUGUGCUGGCUCCGUUUCUGGGUCAUCUGAUCAUCGAGCAGCACUUUCACGUCAGUCUCGCUCUGUUCAUGCUGGCUGGCGCAACUGACCUGCUGGAUGGGUACAUUGCCAGGACGUGGCCCACUCAGAAGUCUGCGUUGGGCAGCGCUCUCGACCCAUUGGCUGAUAAGAUCCUCAUCAGUAUUUUGUAUGUCAGUCUCACCUAUGCGCAACUUAUACCAGCUCCACUGACAGCUCUAGUGAUUUCCAGAGACAUUGGUUUGAUAGCUGCUGUUUUCUGGGUCAGAUACAAGACUGUACCUCCACCGGUGACCCUUAGUAAGUUUUUUAACCCCUGCUACACCACAGCCCAGCUCAAGCCCACACUCUUCAGCAAGGUGAACACAGCCAUCCAGUUCCUUCUGGUUGCAGCUUCUCUAGCUGCUCCAGUCUUCCAGUAUACGGACAGUGUCCUGCUGCAGUGCUUAUGGUACGUUACAGCGGUGACUACAGCAGCAUCCGGCUAUAGCUACUGGCACUACGGACGCAAGACUGUCCAGGUGCUAAAUACCAGAUCACCAUGACAACCACACCAGGAAACGCCAAGGAGAACAAAAGCAGCCAACAGCCGCUGCAGAGACACUGAUCAGCUGUGGCAAAAGUCGGACAGACAGAUGGACAAUUGCCAGGAGCUCUGAAACCAAGUAGCUGUGACAACCAUUUAUGAGUCGCCAUGGCAAUGACACACGGAAAUCAACCGAGGCCGCAGAUGGUUUACUGUGACACUACAGAAACGCCUAACAGCAGCUCUGCAUCUGGACUGCAUCUGGACUGGCUGUGGACGAGAGACACAGAUAAAAACAGCAAACACAAAUAUAGACCAUCUACGCACACACACACACACACACACACUCUCACAUACACUCAAACAUACAUGUCAAGUAUAUGUUAAGUGAUCUGGUGGCAACGGAGGUGGAGGUGGCAACGUGAGCCUGAUUAGUCACAUGAUUGUCAGUUUUGUAAACUAAUGAUUUCUGAUUAAAAAAAGAAUCUGUUUUGGUUA
Messenger RNA from Morone saxatilis (striped sea-bass), 1669 nucleotides. RefSeq names its product cardiolipin synthase 1 (gene crls1). Gene Ontology annotation, biological process: cardiolipin biosynthetic process. The record is from RefSeq and is a predicted model, not a curated record. Lineage: Eukaryota; Metazoa; Chordata; Actinopteri; Moronidae. Gene Ontology annotation, molecular function: cardiolipin synthase activity. Gene Ontology annotation, cellular component: membrane; mitochondrion. The transcript is spliced from 7 exons. The coding region runs from base 138 to 1190 and encodes 350 amino acids.